Molecule: messenger RNA, 249 nt
Organism: Cylicostephanus goldi
Lineage: Eukaryota; Metazoa; Nematoda; Chromadorea; Rhabditida; Strongylidae
Source: the annotation of a GenBank genome assembly
CAAUUCCCCGGCCGAGAACCCCGCUGGAAUUUUCUCUAUGGAUUCGUCAACGCACUAUACACGCCAGCUGAAAAUGGUGGAGGCGAUGAACAGAUUGUGGAUACGGUAUACGGUAGAUGUAAAGUACAUUUUACACGGCCACAAGAUCGACAAUUUCGACGACAAAUCAACAACUGCGAGAUCAAAGGCGACCUGUAAGUUCCAGAUUACGGUACAUUACGGUAACUGCUCGGCCUUCAUUGGUUGAAU